Drosophila subobscura is the source of this 1099-nucleotide messenger RNA. Its product is annotated as alpha-tocopherol transfer protein-like. Lineage: Eukaryota; Metazoa; Arthropoda; Insecta; Diptera; Drosophilidae. The record is from RefSeq and is a predicted model, not a curated record. Gene Ontology annotation, cellular component: membrane. The coding region runs from base 59 to 943 and encodes 294 amino acids. The transcript has 6 exons. Gene Ontology annotation, molecular function: phosphatidylinositol bisphosphate binding.
GAGCACUUAGUUGGCGAUUGUUGCCGCCGUAGCAAGACGUAUUCGACACACACAUAAGAUGGCAACGGCACGAACUUGCCGCACCGAUUCCGCCUGGAGCGACAAGCUGCAGGAGCUGCUGGCCUGGUUCGAGAGCAAUCCGAAUUUGCCCGAAAAGAUUGAGCCGAUUGUGAUGCUGCGCUUCCUCAAGUGCGUGCAGUACGAUGUGGAGAAGACCAAGCCGCUGGUGGAGCUCAAUUACAGCAUGCGGAAUAAGCAUGCGCAUCUGUUUAUCGACCGCAACAUGGAGGACGAGACGACGGCCAAAGGUUUACGAGUCUCUGACUUGCUGAUACUCCCGGGACUGACGCCAGAGGGGAACAAGCUGCUCUUUUUUCGCAUGGCUGACCUCGAUCCAAACACGCGCAAUUCUGUGGAGGAAACCAAAAUCUUUUUCAUGAUGAGCGACGCUCGCUUCACGAUGCCGGACGUUGAGCCGAAAGUGGGGGAGAGCGAGCUCAGCGAGCUAGACGACUCGGAUAUUGCGGAUGGAGACGUGCAGAUAGUCGACAUCGAGGGCUACACGCUUCGGCACUUGGCCUACAUCUCGAUCUUUGUGCUGCGCAUCUACAUGAAGUUCCUGCAGGAGGCAUAUCCCUCGCGACUUCGAGCCAUGCACGUGAUCAACUGCCCCUCCUAUCUGGAUCGCCUCAUCUCCAUGAUGUCGCCCUUCCUGCGCGAGGAAGUGCGGAAUAUGAUCCAUUACCACACCGAGGGCAUCGAGAGCCUGUACCGGCAAGUGCCGAAGGAUAUGUUGCCCGAGGAGUAUGGUGGCAAGGCUGGCACCAUCGCGGAGCUCAAGGCCAGGGGCAUACAGUCCAUCAAGGAGAAGAGCGGCUACCUGAGAGAUGAGCGUUACUGGAAGGUAACAUCGCUGAGCAAAAGUCGCUGGUCCUGGUUUUGACGGGAGGAGGACAGCUCGCUGCCAAGAGUUUGCACUCUUCCGGCCCCAUGUCGUGAUAUUCAAAUGUGAUCAAUGCGCGUUUCCAUUUUUGUUUUUUUGUGUACCUUACUCUCCCUCUCUGUGUUUAGAUGAAAUUAUAAUCCACUUUAAAUUUAA